This is a messenger RNA of Sycon ciliatum, 2256 nucleotides long. Its product is annotated as palmitoleoyl-protein carboxylesterase NOTUM-like. The transcript has 11 exons. The record is from RefSeq and is a predicted model, not a curated record. NCBI's taxonomy places the organism in Eukaryota, Metazoa, Porifera, Calcarea, Leucosolenida, Sycettidae. Gene Ontology annotation, molecular function: hydrolase activity. The coding region runs from base 334 to 1776 and encodes 480 amino acids.
GGCUGAAAAAUGCCCAGCUCCGUCUCGGUCGCGUUGCCUUUACGGGGCGGUGACCAGCGCAUAGGUACUCAAAGGGAUUGCGCGAUGGUGGAAAUAGCAAGUGCUAUUUUCUACCCAGCGAGGAGUAUGCGCCAGCUGUUCGCCGAUCAGUACGCGAUUUCUUUCAUCACCGACGGUGUCAACACGGAGCACUUUCAUAACGUAGUAUCCCUUCUCCGCUAUAAAUAUGACCUGGUUGGACUGCAGAGGAUCAGUUUUUCAGUGGUGCCCGCGGCUACGCUCCUCGCCAGUGGCUAAGAACAUCCUGUUCAGAGAAAAUACCAUUUUACGAGAAUGUCCUGUCCCAGAAUUUCGGCAAUGCUAUCCUUGCUGGUGGCCAUGCUGCUGGUAUGUACCGAGGCUCGGAGCAUCAGCGAACAUCGGUCGAAACGAACGGUGGACAAGUGUGAUUCGCCGUUUGUGAGGCGUCUGCUCGAGGAUGGCAGCGGACAACAACAUCCUUACCCGACAUGCAAUGAUGGCAGUCCGUCAGGGUUUUAUCUUCAACGUCCCACCAUCGACAGCACGACCUGGGUGAUCUAUUUAGAAGGUGGUGACUUCUGCGCUGAUGCUGCCAGUUGUCAAACACGGCAAAGGCAGCAGCACGCUCGCACCUCAUCCACAAACUGGGGCCUGCUGAAAAUCCCGGGUAGCACAGAAAACCAAGGCAUCCUUUCAUCACAAGAGAGAAUCAAUCCUUAUCUUCACUCAGCCAACAAAGUGUAUAUGCCGUACUGUUCUAGCGAUUUCUGGAGUGGCACACAGACUGGCCGUUCGAACAACGAAACCAGCGGUGGUGAAUUCGUGUUCAGCGGUGCUCUCAUAUUCCGUGCCGUUGUGGCGGACCUGAUCAAGCGUGAAGGGCUCGCGACUGCAACGCGGGUCAUCAUCAGCGGAAGCAGCUCCGGUGGACUAGGUGUUCUGCUGCACAUCGACUACCUGCGACAAGCGCUGAUGAGUGCUGGCGCCGUGCCCGAUCUGCGAGUGCAGGGCAUCAUGGACUCGGCCUGGUACGCACACGACGCCGCUAACUGCACCAAAACGGUCAACGUGGAGACGCGCAGCAGGAACUGCCUGGACACCAGCGCUCUCAACCAGAUGAAAGCUGGCUACAGGUACUGGAGUGGAUUUGUUCCCGCGACGUGUACCCAGGCCAGCACAAAGCCGUGGCUUUGCUACAUCGCAUCCGUCCUGCGGCCUACCGUGCAAAGUGAUAUAUUCGUCUUCCAGUGGUAUUAUGAUAGCUACUUCACUCGACUUACGGAGGUACCAUAUCUGCUGGAACAAGGCUUCGUGGCGUCAAGGACCCAAUACCAUAACGCGGCACAGAAGAUUCUCAGCUUGUCCAACAUGGUUCGCAAGAGCUUGGCUGAGCAGAAGAGCAUCAACGGUUCGCUACUGACGAUUGCUGUUCUCCCAACUUGCUUCAGCCAUGCCAAUCUUCUGCUGGAAAGCUGGACUAAUCCAAUGCCGUAUGGAGCUACUCUAGCCAAAGUAGUGGAAUGUCACAGCCUCAGCACCAGUGCACCGGAAUUUGAGAGAAGAUGGGAGGCACUGGAGUGCGGCAGGAAGAAGCGAGCGUUCUAUCGGCACAACUGCCGCGAUCCCACCGUGGAGAACUCGUCAUGUCCCGUACCCAGCGAUCAUGACUUCUACACCAAAUUCAGACAGGCAAUCUCGCAAAUCCCCGGCGUGUCUCGGCACUGUACGUUAGUCCUGACCAAUCUCAGUUCGUAGUGUGUUCAUCAGGACCCGACCACUGACAUGCCACCCAUCUCCACCAGUCCAGAACAAUUAUAUCUAAGUUAUGUUACUCAGUGGUAGACUGGACAUGACACCAGCAAUGACAGUUCUGAUUAGGCCAACUACUGAAAAUGCAGUACUAACACGACAUUGCUCAUUCCAUUCCACGCCUUAGCUUGAGAUUGACGACUGCAUUCCCUAGAGUUCAUGCAUACCGGUACACAACAGACCACUGGACUUUUCCCCACGUUCAAUAUCCCCCUAUCAUCCCCCACGUAAAAUAUUUCCCUAUCAUUAUUCCUAAUUAUUCGGCCAAGUGAGCACUUGAUCAGAUUCAGAAUUAACAUUAACUCAAUUUCCCUCCUUGACUCAAAAAUCUUAUUACCGGAAUCUGUGAAUUUACGUCGUCCAUUCCUUUGAAUACCGUAUUUCAAGUGUUGACAGGAGCUAUGUAUUCUCUAUUUUACAAAGCAA